AUACUGACGGAUUGUGCAAGAUGGCGGACACGGAGCGACUUCCGGCGGAGAGGAGGCAGGAGGAGUGAGGAGGAAGCAGCUGUAGAGAGGAGGGUUGAGAUGUUUUCCUGGAGGCUGGCUGCUCCUCUCUGCAGCCCCAAACACGUGUGGCUCUUCAGUCGGUCCCUGAACAUGGCAGAGGAGGCGAAGAAACUGGCUGCUUACGCCGCUGUGGAUAACCACGUCCAGGUAUGGAGGAUUCUUACUCUGACUGUCACUGUUAGCUGCCUGUUUACAGCCUGUUUACUGCCUGAUUUUUAUUGUUUAUUAAAUCAGCUGAGUUAAAACACACAGUUAAACACACCAGUCCUUCCUCUUAGCCGAAUGCUAGCAGAGUUAGCCGGUGAACUCGCAGCAUUAUGGAGGGAAUUAACUCAGUGUUAUGUAUGCAUGUCUGUAAAUAGUGUGUGCAUGUGCAGCAUUAAGAGCUAAAAAAGCUAACCCUGUGUAAGAGACUGUUUUAGAUUCUAACACGAGUGUCUGUGGAGUUUGAACUGAGGGACAAACAGAGAAUAAAGCACGCAGAAACAAGCUGGAAAAGGAGAUUAUACUGGUUUAUACUGUAAUGUGCUACAUAAUUCAUAAUAAACUAUAAGUAGGGUUGCAAAAUUCCUGAAACUUUCCCUGGGAAUAAACAGGAAUAAAUGUGACAUUUACAAAACUGAAAAAAUAAAAUAAAACACAUCUACAUAUAAAACAGUUCAGGAGGUAAAAAGCAUUCAAAACGAUUUGGAAGGUAAAAAGAAAAGCAAUUGUCAGUCAUACCAGUAUUUUUUUACAUGAACAGAGUGCAUAAAAUGCAGAAACAAAGUGCAAUGUGCGGUUUGUGUACCAACAAAAGAUGAAGCUUGAUCUAGAAUAAUAAUACUAGUAAUAAUAAUGAUAGUAGUAGUAUAGUAAUAUACACCAUCUAAUAUCAUGAACAGUUAUCUCCACCUGCAGGAAUCAUUUAGUUCUCUGAUAGAACCUGGGAAGAAGGAAUUUUUAUACCUGGGUUAAUGACGUAUAAGGUUUUAAAACAUGCCAAUCUUAAAAUAGAAAAAGUAAGAAUAUAUUUUGCAAAAGUUCAAACACUGAGGAUGUUGUUUAUACAAAAAUUAAUGUAUAACUAUAUUUCUGUUAAUGCCAUUGCAUUAGUGUUUUUACAAGCUUUUUUGUUAUUUUAUUUUACAGUUCCCAAUUUGGAAUAUUUCCAAAAUUCCCAUAGAAAGUUACUGGAAAAUUUCCGGAAAUUUACCGCGCCUUUGCAACCCGAACUACAAGUCUUUUAUGUUUACCAGAAGGCGUUUAGUUAACUCAAUCAGCUUUAAACAUCCCAGUUUGUUAAACCCACAUAAAGAUGAUCAUAAUGAUAAUAGUGCAGCUUUUAAAUCCCAAAUUAGCACAUAAAGAAACAUGCUUUUGCAGUCAUGUUAGUGUCUUUGAAGCAGUUUCCCCCCAGGGAUUAUUAAAGUAUUUCUGAUUCUGAUCAUCUUCUUCAUCAUUUCUGCCUGUCACAGAAUAACCAGGUGGUCGGCGUGGGCAGUGGAUCGACCAUCGUGUACGCCGUGGACAGAUUAGGUGAGUCGGUAUAAUCCAGAUUCAACAUGCUGUAGAAGUUUGAGAUGUAAGGAGAUGUUCACACAGUUGAAUUGUCUGUUUCUGUCGUUUCUUUCAGCUGAGAGAGUACGUCAGGAGAAACUCAACAUCGUCUGUGUGCCAACUUCCUUCCAGGUUGGUUUGACUCUGUUUUGACUUCCUUGUUGUCCAGCAUGUUAUGUAAAUUACACGUUGUGGUGCUGCAGUUUGUAAAGUUUCAAAUGUUGACAAAAAGUUAGAACUUUUUGGCUCCAAAUGUUGCUUUUCUGUCUCAUAAUCUACGAAUUAUCAGCCAAUAUCAGUCGACCUUUUCACGGCUGUAACAGAGAGUUCAGCAGCAGACUGUGGUGCAACACUGUGGCUGAUUUCCCCAAACUCUGGAGCCCUUUUUUAAACACAUGAUGACACUUAUUCAACAUGAUAGUUUGAUGCGCUCCUUAGAUUUUUCCUCUGCCUCUCACAUUUCCCCCUUUAUCCCCCCACAGGCUCGUCAGCUGAUCCUGCAGCACGGCCUCACACUGUCGGAUCUGGACAGGCACCCUGAGGUAUGAUGCGCUCCUUUACAAAUGAAUCUGAAAGCCUCUGAAAUGAGGAAGAACCCCCGUCUCAAACCUUGUCAGCUUGAUUUUAAUACACCGCUCCAGCUGUAAAAGACAGAAAACCCAUACAUGAGAAAAGCUGUGUUUUUUUUACAACGUUGGUGUCAUUGCUGAGAUGUUUGUCCUUCCCGCACACAGCUUGACGUAGCAAUAGACGGCGCCGAUGAGGUGGACGGAGAGCUCACGCUGAUUAAAGGUGGAGGGUGAGUAUCUCUGAACCCACACAGCAGACGUGAAGUCGUCUCCUCUCCUCGUGUUUUCUCUCUCUCACUCGUCCUUUUCUCCGUCUCACAGAGGAUGCCUGACUCAGGAGAAGAUCGUCGCCGGCUGUGCGAAACAUUUCGUCGUCAUCGCUGACUACAGGUCCGAACUCUCUGUUUGAACGUUAUUGAAUUUUAGAAACUCGAGGGAGAUUGAAAACAUGUUUUUGUAGCUGUUAAAAGAAAACAGUUUUAAUCAGCUUGAAGUAAAAUAUGAUGAUGUGAAGCUUGUUUGCUUCAGGAGUCUGCAGGAUUUGUUUAGAUUGCAUUUUUUAGGAUCAGCUCUGAAGUUUAAUCUGCAUCCAAAUGUUUUUCCUCAACUCCUCUACAAAUUUAAAGAGACACAGCCUUUUAUUUAAACUCCAUCUUCUCCUCUCUCCUUCAGAAAAGACUCCAAAAAUCUGGGCCAGCAGUGGAAGAAGGGAGUACCCAUUGAGGUGAUCCCCAUGGCGUACGUCCCCGUGUCCAGAAUUAUCGCCAAACGCUUCGGAGGGGAGGCCAACCUACGGAUGGCUGUCAGUAAAGCAGUAAGUGCAAUAAACACUGUCACAGGAUCAAUAUGGAUGAUUUAGAUUUGAUUUGACUUUUAUUUUUGUGUCAUGUUUAUACGGUAUUCACGGCCCGAAACACAGAAAAACUAGAGACCACCGCAGACGUGUGAAAGUUUUGAAACCAUCAGAACUUGUUCAGAUUGAUUCAACUUGGGAAGGUUUUACUAUUUUAACAUCGCGCAACUCAAAAAUCCACGACAGCCGUCUGAGGAACUGUUGAACACGUCAGUUAGAGCUCGAGGAAACACGCCGGGGCUUCUGGGAGUUAAACUGAAAACAAACAUGAUUUGUUUGCUCUCUAGAAAACUCCUCAGGGCUUUAGAAAGAUAUACGGUUAACCACAUCCAUGUAGUGGGUUCUCUUUAUGUUGUUUACAUUGUCGCUUUGACUGUUGAGCCUGAAGACUGUUAGUGUGCAAACGAUCAGACCGGUUUGUCUCCUAGAAAGUCUGAAUAAGAGAAUUAAAACUUUUGGAAAGUUCAAGAAAAGAUGCAGAAAGAAAAAAAAAAGUGAAAAAUAUACGAGGGAAACGAGAGGAGGGAGGAUUAUAUCCAUGAGUGAGAGAUUAACGUUAAAUUCAAGUGGUCUUGGUGCAUGAUGGCGCUGUAGAUCUGACCUUCAGCGGUAACUUUGAACGUAACGCAGCACUGAUUUUAGGAGGUCUGAGUCCUGUUUGUGUCGCUCUCAGGGUCCCGUGGUCACCGACAACAGCAACUUCAUCCUGGACUGGAAGUUUGAGCACGCUCAGAACUGGAAGGAAGUCAACACGGCAAUCAAGAUGAUUCCAGGUGAGAAACACGAAGGCUAAGGGGGCGGGGUCUAAGUAGAGGUGUAGUCUCACCUUCCUGGAGAACUUGAAAAGAACUCUGGGAACUGUUGGUUUUGUUUGGGUCAGAACCAAACUCUAAAGGGUAAAAUCCCUAAAACUGUGUUUCCUUUUGUCCGUCUGUUGUCCUCAGGCGUGGUGGAGACGGGGCUUUUCGUCGGCAUGGCUGAACGAGCGUACUUCGGCAUGGAGGACGGGACCGUGAAGAUGAGGGAUCCUUCUGUGAACUGACCGAUCGAUCAUCACCCCUCCUCUUCCUCCUCUUCUCGAUCGACCUCACUGUUCCCGCAAGUGCCGUCUCUCUGAUUUGCACCCGCUCUCAGACUGCAGACCUGGACUCUCUCUCUCUCUCUUGACUUUCCUCAUCCUGCAUGUCGGUGCUUCUGAUCCUGUGAGUUUUAAAGUGCCUGAUGAGGAGAAUCAAGAGCGUCCGACUCUGAUACGUUUAUUUUUUCGAAUCACUUUGAAUCGUCGCUCGGUUCGGCUGCCUGGUCUCACUGGGAGUGUCGGCUCUUCCUGUAAUUAACGGAUUAGACUGAAUGUGGUUUUUCAAUCACUGCGGUGCUGCUCAAUGAAACGAAGGUGUGCCUUCAGAUUUGUUUUAGUCUUUUUACACUAAAGUUCUGUUUUAAAAUCCUCGUAACCGUCCAUCGUGUUAUUUUCAUCUGCUGGGCUGAGAGCGCUGAUUUGCCUUGAAGUCUUUUUGUUUAAUUAGACCAGAAAAAGGGGAGUAAUCUGCGUAAAGACGGCAUAAAGAAGUUUUUAAUUUUUCUAAUUAAUAUGCUAAUUCAAACAGCGAGAAGUCCCCAGAAAUUAAUGAGAUCCCUGACAAUCGGAGGAAACCCUGUGGUGCAGGUGUGAAGCUCGGAGACGACAUGAAACACUGAUAAUCCAGAGUUACCAUGUGUGCUGGAUGGAGGUUAGCUGUGAUUAAUCUGACCUGAAUUAACUCAAAGAUACACGGUGAGAUCAGCACCUCCGUUUUCACAGUGUGGCUUCACCUUUGACACCACAGCGUAGCUUCGAUCGUGUUCGCUGUCACCUCUGCACACCGAGGGACAAUCUAACAAACCAUUCAGCUGUCCUCGAUUACAAACGGACUCCCUCUUAAUGAAUUUGCACUAGUUGGUCGUGUGCUUUUCAGGGUUUGAAUCUGGAGCUUUUUAUUCGUUUUAUUUCCUUUUUAGAAUAAAUAGAAGAGACCAAAUCUAACUCUCUGCAGCUGUUUCGUUCAGACAUGUCAUAGCUUUUUUCUCGUCUCUGUCACAUCAUCCGGUUACCUCAGCGAUGUCUGUGUGGAAAUCGUUUUAAUUAUCAGUCAGCAGAGGUGAGCUAACACAAAAACAACAACCUCUGAUCGCAUGCAUGUUCCUCUGUCUGCUGUGCUGCUUCAUUGUGUGCCUGUAAAUGACAUGCAUGACGGUCUUUCAUUACUCACAUGAGCAAACCCAUAGUCAUGUGCCAUUUGGAUUCCUGCUGUAAAAGAUGUGCGGAAUAUUUUGAUGUAAUGAUGGGCACUCAAUAGUAGCUCAAAUCUGAACCAGUUUAUUUUUGUGCCUUUUCAUGCCAAAGCAAUAUAAUCAAACCUUUAAAAAUCAGAUGUAGCCGAAUCUGUGUAUUAUGUAGCUCAAAAUAAAAUCAUCGUAGACACUUUAGACAAACUGUACAGUGCAGUUUCACAUUUAAACCCCAUUAGAGAUCUGAAUAAACAUGUUUUUGUUUGCACAAAAUUCAAGGUACCAUAACUUUCACCCCAUGAUGUUGUUUUUUUAAAUUGUGAUUCCUGUUUUUUGCCUGUUUGACUGAUUUUUUUUCUUUUUUAACUCAGCUAAGAAUGCCUUAAAGACGGUUUGAUUUGACAUCUUUUAUCAUUUUGUACAGCUAUGAGGGACUCAGGAGAACAUGAAGGCUUGAAAAAGUAGUCCACAAACUACUGUUACACGGUACACUAAAUGUAGACGUUUACCGAACUGUGGAUGUUUGACUCAGUUCAGGUCUCGUGUCGGCUGUUCACCAUGUUUGAUCAUUUUUUCACCAGCAUUUCUUUCCCUCUUCUCUCUUGUUACCAGUGGACUGUGAUAUAAUUUUACUGUGAAGGUACCAUCGUCUCUGGUCAAACAAUAAAGGACCAAAAUAACAGAGUGA
This is a messenger RNA of Xyrichtys novacula (pearly razorfish), 5998 nucleotides long. The record is from the annotation of a GenBank genome assembly. Lineage: Eukaryota; Metazoa; Chordata; Actinopteri; Labriformes; Labridae.